CUUUUUACUACACAAAUGAGGCUGAGGAUUGGAACUGCAGUAAUAUAGUAGAGUAUUAUCGCGUGAAAUCUAAACAGAAAGAAAGGAAAAAGAUUCUAGAUUACAUUAAAAAAGAUAUUCAAAAGGUAGAUGAUUUAGUUUUCGAGUUUGAUGAGACGCGUAGAAGAAAAGCUAGGGAAAUUCUGGACAAUUGGAAA
Racocetra fulgida is the source of this 197-nucleotide messenger RNA. The record is from the annotation of a GenBank genome assembly. NCBI's taxonomy places the organism in Eukaryota, Fungi, Glomeromycota, Glomeromycetes, Diversisporales, Gigasporaceae.